This is a messenger RNA of Durusdinium trenchii, 2811 nucleotides long. The record is from the annotation of a GenBank genome assembly. NCBI's taxonomy places the organism in Eukaryota, Dinophyceae, Suessiales, Symbiodiniaceae.
AUGGUUUCCAUUGCGCCGGUGCCUUUGCCUCGGGUAGUGUGCCGCGCCCCGGCCCCGCGGCUCGCGGGGCGCGAGGCACGGCGCGGUGCCACGCCGCGCGGUGCCACGGCACGGCGGCGGGACGAGGGUCCCAGACCUGCGCGGCUGCGGGACUUGGCAACGGUUGGCGCUCUCUCCCGUGCGCUGACUCCGAAGAGGCACAGGGGAAGGUGGCGCACGUGGGCAAGGCGGCUGGUGUGGCCUCUCACCAUUGGCGGAAGCCUUUUCUUGUGCCAGAAGGCAGCCGUCGCAGGUACCUUGGUGGCUCAUGCCGGCUCGGUCUCCUGGUUCCAGGCCAUCUUUCCGAUGAGCGAUGUGCUCUUGCUGCUGUUCGCCACCACCCUGGCGGUUCCACUCAUGGCGCGGCUACGCACUUCGCCCAUCGUGGGGUUCCUGCUCAUUGGCCUCGUUUUGGGCCCGACAGGCUUCAACCUGAUCAGUCACGUUGACGUGAGCCACCGGAUCGCAGAGUUUGGGAUCAUUUUCUUCCUCUUCGAGACGGGGCUCGAGCUGUCCGUGCGGAAGGUGAUUGCCAUGCGGAAUGAUGUCUUUGGUCUGGGCAUGGCCCAAUUCUUCCUCACGGGCGGCAUCAUCGCAGCCUCCGCGCGUUGGCUCUGCCCGAGGCUCCACCUGGGCGGAUGCAUUUUGAUGGGAGGCGGCUUAUCCUUGUCGAGCUCCGCCUUUGCGUUGCAACUGUUGCGAGACAAGCGUCAGCUGGGAACUCGCUUUGGGCGAGCGUCUUUGGGCGUGUUGCUCUUUCAGGAUAUGGCGGUGGUGCCUCUCUUGGUCUUGGCGCCUCUGUUGUCCAGCCACAUCUCUUCCAACUUCACGGUCGUCCUCUCGGAAGCCUUUGGCAAGGCUCUAUUGGCCUUGGGCAUCAUCGCGUUCACCGGCCACUUCAUCUUGCAGCCGCUCUUGGCCUACGUGAAGCGUUCCAACUCCUCCGAGGCCUUCCUGGCCGUGACGCUGGGCACGGUGCUCCUGUCCUCCAGCCUCACCCAGGCCCUCGGGCUGUCCGAGACACUGGGCGCCUUCGUCGGGGGCGUGCUGGUGGCGGAAACGGACUACAAGCAUCAGAUCGAGGCGGACAUCGCACCCUUUCGUGGGAUGCUGCUGGGCCUCUUCUUUGUCACCGUGGGCUUUUCCUUCGAUGUGCAGCUGAUCGCCAAUCAUUGGCUCACGGUGAUCCCGUUGCUCUUGGUGUUGCUCCUGGUCAAGACCUUGGUGGUGGUGGCGUUGAGCCGGCCCAGCAAGCUCUCCUUGGCCGCAUCCAUCCAGGCCUCGGCCCUGCUGGCACCGGGCGGCGAGUUCGCGCUGGUGCUCUUCCGCCUGGCCGAGCAGGUGGGAGUCUUGGACCCCCGCACGGUGAAUGUGCUCGUGACGACUACGGUCCUCUCCAUGUCGUUGACGCCUUUGCUCGCCACCUUCUCCGACGUUGGGGCACGGAGGCUCCGCGAGCGGCGAGGUCUCAAGACCGUGGAAGGGACCGAUGAGAUCGGCGCCGGAUGCUUGAAUCGACUCUCCAAAGACGACCGGGGCUUCGUCGUGAUCUGCGGCUACAACGUGGUAGGUCGCACCAUUUGUCGCCUCCUCGACAGCGAGGGCGAGGCCCAGUACGUUGUCUUCGAAGAUGACGUGAAGACAGCCCAGGAGGCCUUGCCAUGCGUCAACGCUCGGGCCGCCCAGUUCAAGCCGAACACGGCGGUCGGUCACGGCGUGGUGGUGGAGGAGGAAAAGCUCCCUGAAAUCAUGGUGACAGUGGAUGGCAUCGGACAUCAUGGUGACGAUUUCGGGGAGUGCCGCUUCUCACGAAGACUCCGUGAACCGUUCCGUCGCAUGGCGCCGUGCCCGCAGCAGAAGCGCCCGCAGCUUCGCGCCGUGACCGAAGCCCAGAGCCCAGGAUUCUCGGGGAAGAUCUCGUUUUCUCGGAACUUCUCGGACAUCGGUGUCCAGGGCCAGGAAGCUCCCUACAAGUAUUUGCAAUGGAUCUUGGCCGAGAACUGCGGCCAACCGCUGGCACAGCUGGCCACGGAGUUCGCCACGCUGCCGGAAGUGAUCUCCCGAGGGCUCCGUGGGGUCUUCAUGCUUUGGAGCCUCUACAUCCUGGGGAACUUCUUGGCGGUGGCCGUCAUGAGCAUCUUUCAAGUGGCGCCCCUGCAACGCCGCUGCUGGGGCUUCUUCCGGCAGAGCAGCUAUGACUAUAAGAGCUUGGUGGGUCCACUCUACUAUGUCCUCAUGGCUUUGUCCAUCGUCGUGGCAGCUGGGAUGACGUGGCGCUUCUUUGGCGAGGUGCACGCCUUCCGAAGCUUGCUCCUUCGGAAGAUGGAGAUUGGUGCGUGGCCGGACAUGGGGAUUGCCAGCGCUGACUUGCCACCACAAGGCUGCCUCUUCGUCAUGGGCCUCAGGUGGAUGGGCUAUCGCCAUUGCUUCGAUCUGCUCCUGUUGAUGACCUUCACGGGACUGGACGUGAUCCUCUUAACCGCCGAGGUUGGUUGGAUGUGUGUCCUGCAGUUCUUGGCAUGCUGCCGAUGCUUCUUCUGUAGCUUCUGGAAGGGCUGUUGCGGUAUUUGUGGCUACCUUUGCUGCAAUACUGUUGCCGGAGUCUGUUGCCUGCUGCCCCUGCUGGGUGUCAUUGGGUAUUUGCUCGUGGGAUUGCUAGCUGCCGCCAUCAGCGGGCUGUUGAGCUUGGCGCUCUUUGGCAUGGUCUUACUCUCCUUGUCUUGGGCCUUGCGCUUCUUGGCGUUCUUCUUCCGCUCUUGGGCAGGUCAAUGA